AGAUGCCGAAUGGGAUAGAACAAGAAAGAUAGUAGAAAAACAACUACGUCAAGAACUAAGAUGCACUGAUAACCGAGAGUCAAUCAAUCGGACCGCAUCAAUAAAAAGAAGACUCGAAAAAUUCAGCCACAACUGGAACUCGAAACUCAUGACCAUAAACAUCCCGGAACACUUCAUACCAUACUGCUCAUAUAACACCAACUACUCAUAA
Dictyostelium discoideum AX4 is the source of this 211-nucleotide messenger RNA. RefSeq lists its product as hypothetical. The transcript has a single exon. The annotation marks the transcript as partial. The record is from RefSeq and is a predicted model, not a curated record. Lineage: Eukaryota; Evosea; Eumycetozoa; Dictyosteliales; Dictyosteliaceae.